Molecule: messenger RNA, 1755 nt
Organism: Oncorhynchus masou masou (cherry salmon)
Lineage: Eukaryota; Metazoa; Chordata; Actinopteri; Salmoniformes; Salmonidae
Product: neuronal acetylcholine receptor subunit alpha-5-like
Exons: 7
Coding region: 126-1589 (487 amino acids)
Biological process (GO): synaptic transmission, cholinergic; monoatomic ion transmembrane transport; response to nicotine
Cellular component (GO): postsynaptic membrane; plasma membrane; neuron projection
Molecular function (GO): acetylcholine receptor activity; acetylcholine-gated monoatomic cation-selective channel activity
Source: RefSeq, a predicted model, not a curated record
UCUUAUGUUUGUGAACUGUGUCGUGAUUUUAAUGCUGUGUUUUCCUAGGCUCCAGCUGUGUUGUAGUCAUGGCUGCCUGAGGGACUGCUCCCUGGCUGUGUUGAUCUGGAGCCCCCUCUGAUAUCAUGCUGAGAGUUGGGCCAGCGGCCACCACUCUACUCCUGCUGCUGUCAUACUGCUGCUGCCACCUGUGUCACUCUCUGGGAAUCCCUAAACUGUCCUCCUAUGCCAAGACAGAGGACAAACUGUUCAAGAACCUCUUCAGAAACUACCAGAAAUGGGUGAGGCCUGUGGAAUACCUCAACGGCACAGUACGGGUCAGAUUUGGACUGGCCAUCUCCCAGCUAGUGGACGUGGACGAGAAGAACCAGUUGAUGACAACCAAUGUGUGGAUGAAACAGGAAUGGUUGGACAUGAAGCUACGCUGGAACACUGAUGACUACCUGGGCAUCACUACCAUCAGAGUCCCAUCGGACUCCAUCUGGAUCCCAGACAUUGUGCUCUAUGACAAUGCCGAUGGACGUUUUGAGGGCUCUGUCACCAAGGCUGUUGUCAAGUAUGAUGGCACCAUCACCUGGACACAGCCCGCUAACUACAAGUCAGCCUGCAUCAUCGAUGUCACCUUCUUCCCCUUUGAUCUGCAGAACUGCUCCAUGAAGUUUGGCUCCUGGACCUAUGAUGGCUCACAGGUUGACAUCCUCCUGGAGGACUUUCAUGUGGAUAAGAGGGACUACUUUGACAGUGGCGAAUGGGAUAUAGUGAAAGCAACAGGCAGCCGUGGUCUGAGGAUGGACGGAUCCUGCCACUUCCCCUUCAUCACCUACUCCUUCAUCAUCCGCAGACUGCCGCUCUUCUACACCCUCUUCCUUAUUAUCCCUUGUAUCGGCCUUUCUUUCCUCACCAUCCUGGUCUUCUACCUGCCUUCCAACGGCGGGGAGAAGAUCUCCCUGUGCACCUCUGUGCUGGUGUCCCUCACAGUCUUCCUUCUCGUGAUCGAGGAGAUAAUUCCGUCCUCCUCCAAGGUCAUCCCUCUGAUUGGGGAGUACCUGGUGUUCACCAUGAUCUUUGUCACGCUCUCCAUUGUCAUCACCGUCUUUACCAUCAACAUCCACCACCGCUCCACGUCCAUGCACCAAGGCAUGGCGCCCUGGGUGCGUCGUAUCUUCCUGCACAGGCUGCCUAAGCUGCUGUGUAUGCGCAGCCACGUGGACCGCUAUGCUACCCCCGGUGGGGCCAGAGCAGGACUUGCAGGGAGAGAGGGGGCAGGACUGGCAGGGAGAGAGGGGGCAGGACUGGCAGGGAGAGAGGGGACAGUAGGGGGCAUUAUGAAGUCCACGCCUCAUCUCUCCCCCACGAAUAACCUGCAGGCUGCUUUGGACUCUAUCCGUUACAUCACCAUGCAUGUGGUCAAGGAGAACGAGGUCAGAGAGGUGGUGCAGGAUUGGAAGUUUGUGGCUCAGGUUCUGGAUCGUGUGUUCCUGUGGACCUUCCUCCUGGUCUCAGUACUGGGCUCUGCUCUGCUCUUCAUCCCUGUCAUCUACAAAUGGGCAAAGAUCAUCGUCCCCAACCAUGCAGGCGGCAGUGGAUAAGACUAAACUGAGACUAAGUGCACUGAGCACAACAAAUUCAGAGACACUACAGUCAGUGCAGAGAUGGAGACACUUACUCACAUGUGGGUGUGGGAGAGCAAUGGAUUCUAGUUCCAUCAUAAUUUUUGAUAUGAAUGAGGGAUUAUUGUCUCUAUGUUGCUGUAUC